AAUGCCAACACUGGAACACUAUGGUUAUUUCGUAAUCAACAGAAAAUCAUCCUACAACGCGAUUGGACAAUCUAUUCAUUCAAUCAGCGAGAUUCUGUGAACGAUCUCCUGACAUAAAUGAACUUCUAAAGAGGUACAUUUGUCCCACUUUGUCUUGGCAGUGUGUUAGAGAUUUGUCAGUUCACAAAUUUCAUGUUAGCUCAGUUUUUAACUCGCUGACAACUGAGAUGGAAACCUACGUUGGGAAGAUUUUGGCCCGUCUGCUUGUUAUUGUACUUAUCACAUCCCACGUUGUUGUGGCUGAAAAACUGUCCGUGGAAAGCAAAAUUGGUUUCGAUGAUCACAAUCUUGGCACUAAGAACAGCACUGAAGAAGACCACAGCCAAAAUGUCACAGGGAUCCGACGAGUUUUACUUACAACGUUUGUUUUCAAUAAUCCUGACAGACCGUGCUAUACGCAAUUCUUCGUACAAGGACAACCACCAGAAGGUUUACGUGGUCCACGUAAUGGGUUCACCAGAUACAUCUGCCAACCGCCGACACCAGAUCAAGAGCACACGUACUACGCCACAAUGUUUGACGAACAUUUCGGAAUUGCGGUAUUUUCAGCCUACACCUUGUGGAGAGAUCCCGGGGAAGGUAAAGGAGACCUUUUCCAAGGAGGAAAUCGUCGAGCGUGGACCGCGACCCCAGGGAUCCUGCGACAAGGAAGCGACAUGUUAUACAGCGAUCAAACUGUCGAUCCAAGGACCAAAAUCAAAAUCUAUCAAAAAGGUCACUUGGCUCCAGCGCAUACCCUUUCAAGGACCCAAGCUGGUUAUGAGUCCACCUUCACGUAUACAAACGCCGUACCACAGUGCCAAAGAUUUAACGGUAGGGCUCAUUGGGCUAAAUAUGAAAACAGGAUACGAACGGCCGCAAUGCUUUGUACUGAGGCACAGCCUGGACAGCAGGCUGCUGUGUUGUAUCUUUUGACUGGUACUUCAUUUGCUCACAUUCUACCGGGCGAUCCUCCAAAUUCAAACCAACCAAACAUUGAGGCUUUUAAUCAAAACCAUCCUACCAUCGCUAUUCCUAAUUCACUGUGGACCGCUGGCUCUUGUGCGCGCCCAAAUGGUGCUGCGGUGAGUUUUGCUGUGAUGGGAAACAACGUCCAGGAUGGAGGUGCUGAGCGCACUCGGCAAAUUACCGUAACAGAGCUGCAAAAUAUUCUUACGGCCGACGUUCGCCACCAUGAUCUGGCCGGUGGAAACGUCAACCUGUUUCCAGGAAAUCCUAAUUGCUUGAAUGACCUUGCUCAAGACCUUCUCCGUAUUAAAAACUAAAUUAAAAGAAUAGAAGAUAAUUAAGUAGAUUCCGAUAGAAGAUAUCGUAAACAGCAAGUAGAACCCUGUUGACUUUGUGAAGCUGGCUAACGAACAUACACUCAUUGAUUUUCAUUGUAUCCGAUACUUAAGCUAUAAGCGAUCCGCCGAUUGAUAAAGUGGUUAAAAAAAAAUUCUAUGGCUAAAAAUAUAUCAGAAAAUGACAGGUUAGCUCGAAGUCAUUAAGCCUAUGUUUAUCAAUAAACAACAUGUAACGUAUUGUAAAAAUUAAAUAAUUUAAUACAUUUAAAUGCCCCAUUUUGGCAUGAUCAUAGCAGCGGCCUUAUUUGGUAUCAAAAGUUAUUGUGAGAUUUUAAAGCUGUGUUCACACUAGGGCGAAACAUGAUUAGUCUGAUCACGAAUGAAACAUGUUUCGUUACGAAAUGAGUUCACAUCAGACAGUGCAUUGCGGGAAUCAUGAUUGAAACAUGAUUAUUCUGAGCAUGAUUAAAACA
Orbicella faveolata is the source of this 1819-nucleotide messenger RNA. RefSeq lists its product as uncharacterized. NCBI's taxonomy places the organism in Eukaryota, Metazoa, Cnidaria, Anthozoa, Scleractinia, Merulinidae. The record is from RefSeq and is a predicted model, not a curated record. Gene Ontology annotation, molecular function: hydrolase activity; nucleic acid binding; metal ion binding.